Calypte anna (Anna's hummingbird) is the source of this 2765-nucleotide messenger RNA. RefSeq names its product receptor interacting serine/threonine kinase 1 (gene RIPK1). Lineage: Eukaryota; Metazoa; Chordata; Aves; Apodiformes; Trochilidae. The record is from RefSeq and is a predicted model, not a curated record. Gene Ontology annotation, molecular function: protein binding; ATP binding; JUN kinase kinase kinase activity. Bases 139 to 2205 code for a protein of 688 amino acids. The transcript has 12 exons. Gene Ontology annotation, biological process: protein phosphorylation; signal transduction.
GGGACUGUCACGGCGCACCCUCACGCUGCCGGUACCUCCCGAGGGAGGCGGCGGGACGGAGAAGAGCCCACAGCCACGGUCCAGAAGCACAAGAGUACUUGAUUUUGUUUUACUUGCUAAGCUACAAAGACUGCAAAUAUGUCACUGGAAGACAUUCACAUGAACACCCAGGAUUUACUUGAAAAAAAAUACUUAGAUGCUGGAGGAUUUGGAACAAUAUCUUUGUGCUUUCACAAGAAACAUGGAUAUGUAGUGUUAAAAAAAGUAUACACAGGACCCAAGCGCACUGAAUAUAAUGCUUCCCUCCUUGAAGAAGGCAGGAUUAUGCAGCGGCUGCAGCAUGACCGUGUGGUAAAACUACUAGGUAUAAUUUUGGAAGAUGGAAACUACUCACUUGUGAUGGAGUAUGUGGACCGAGGGAACAUGAUGAAAGUACUACAGAAACUCUCACUGCCUUUGUCAGUGAAAGGGCGCUUUGUGCUGGAGAUCACAGAAGGAAUGCUUUAUCUGCAUGAGCAAGGAUUCGUACACAAAGAUCUAAAACCAGAAAACAUCCUUGUGGACACAGAUUUCCACAUUAAGAUUGCAGAUCUUGGUGUUGCCUCCUUUAAGAACUGGAGCAGGCUGACUCAAGAAGAGACUGCCCGACAACAACAAAUUAAGAGCACUCGCCGGAACAAUGCUGGGACUCUUUUAUAUAUGGCCCCAGAGCAUUUACGUUCUGUUAAUGAAAAACCUGUGGAGAAAUCAGAUGUUUACAGCUUUGGCAUAGUGAUCUGGGCAAUUUUUGCUAGCAAAGAACCAUAUGAACAUGGUAUAAAUGAAGCCCAAAUUUGCUUUGGCAUCAUGAAUGGAAACAGACCAGACAUAACAGAGAUCACUACUAAAUGUCCAGGGGAAAUUAUUGAAUUAAUGAAACAAUGCUGGGAGCAAAAUCCAGAGAAACGGCCAACUUUUGCAGAAAUUAGUCAAAGAUACAAGCCAUUUUACUAUCAAGAGCUAGGAAAAAAUAUUGAAGAUGAUCUGGAGAGUUUAAAAACAAUGGGGCCCGAGUCAAAUGAACUGCUGAAUAGCAUGGAAUCCCUUCAAAUAGAUGCUGUAGCAGAAGAUACCAGUAAUGGUCAAUCAGAUCAGCCUAAUUCUCUACACAGCUCUCAAGGUCCCAGGACCAGUCAGAUUAAUGAAGCCUUGUUUGCUGCCGCUCCUGAGAACCAGCCUGUUGAGAGCUGUGAGACAUCAUUUUCAUCUGCUGAUAAUCUGGAAAGAAAACUUCAGCAUGAAUACAACUACCAUAAAUAUGGGAGCUGGAUGGAUAAAGCAGUUUCACCUGUAAGAUACACCCCUGAAAUGAGAGAAGAAGAAAGAAAACGAAGAGUUUCCAACGAUCCAUUUGCAAAAUUUUCUCCUACUCCUCAAUGGAGUGAACUGUAUCCAAGAGCUGAAAAAACAGGAGCUAACGUAAAUCCAUAUUUUUGGCCACAGCCAGCUGGAAAAGCACCAAAACUAGGGGAUGUUGAUUAUUUUCAUGGCUCAGACCCUAACAGUCUUCAAAUAGGAAACACGGAGGGUCAUUAUAGAUCAUCUUCAGUCAGUGCCUUAAGCAUAAGUAAACUUGCUGUACCUGAAUCUGGCCCAAACCUGCAAUCACAGACCAGUGUAAACUGGUACCCAAAGAGCACAGACAACGAUACAGGUAGCAAGGAGUCCACUUCUUUCACAAGGGCAACUUUUGCCUAUUGUCCUACUGCACCCAACGUAAGCACAGAUGAUUCCAUCAAGUACAACAUAAGUAACAGUUCUGGAAUUCAAAUUGGAUCCUACAAUCACAUGAAGGUUGAAGACAACAGUCCACACAUCAGCACUUCUCCUGUUGUGACAGAUGAAACUUACGCGAUUUAUGAAGCAACAGGUAUAUUUGAUGAUACUACUGUCUUGACUGAGAAACAUCUGAAUCUAGUGAGAGAUAUGUUGGCUAAACAGUGGAAGCACUGUGCUCGUAAAUUGGGCUUCUGUGAUCCUGAGAUUGAUGAAAUUGAUCACGACUAUGAACGGGAUGGUCUAAAAGAAAAAGUUUACCAAAUGCUGCUUAAGUGGGUAAUGAGGGAAGGCUCCAAAGGUGCUACUGUUGGAAAGCUUGCCAAAGCUCUCUUUGGCUGCCGAAGACUGGAUCUCCUUACGAGCUUGAUGCAAAUCAAUGAGGAGUAAGUUGACAGAAGAGAGAAAAAAUGAGUGUAUUUUUUUUUUUCUGAAGACCUUACAAAAACAAGUAAUAAUUCUGAACAAACUUUCUGGAAUUCUUUUUGGAAUACAUUUUUCCUGCCAAGCAGUUUUCAGUGAAUACCUACAGCAAAUCAAAAUGUGUAUGUCAAGAUAAUUAGUCUUUCAGAAGAAAAAAUAAGAUAAGCACCUUUCUUCUGAUAAAAUGAGUGAAGAUAAUAACAACCAAAUGCAAUAGUAAUAUCAGUUCAGGAAGACUGUGUCAUACAGAGUUUCUAGAUAGUAUCUCGAAACAUGUUGGUAUCCUUGUUCAGUUCUGUAGAAACACAUGACAUUUCAGCAAAGCUAAUGUAUCAGUAAAAAUAUGUCAAAGACCAACUCAGUCCUUGAAGAACUUGGACAUAAAAUAAAAUCAACUCAUACAUUUUGCCAGAAGUGCCAAUAUUACAAGGGUAAUAUCCCAGAUUUCUCUAUGUCAAUAUGAUAUUUUUAAAUUCUUUUUAUAAUGUUGAUUAAAUACAGAUGCCCAUAGUGGGUGAAUAAAAGCA